GAGCACAGCUGUGGCACAGCCUGGAGGAGGCCGGCCUCCUGGAUCCUCCCUCAGGCUUCGUCAGAGGCAGGGGACAUGCACCCCGAGGGCCUCUGCUUGGCCUGACCCUGCUGCAGGGACGCUCUGUCCCCAGUCCUUGCGGAGAUGGCUAGUUCGUGGAGGUCCUGCUUGCCCGGCUGCCUCCCCUCCCUGGUCCUCCUCCUCCAGCUGUCCUGCAGCUCCGCAGGUCAGUUCAGGGUCAUAGGACCGGGCCACCCCAUCCGGGCGCUGGUGGGCGAUGAGGCCGAGCUGCCGUGUCGCAUCUACCCUGGGAAGAACGCCACAGGCAUGGAGGUGGGCUGGUACCGGCCCCCCUUCUCCAGGGUGGUCCAUCUCUACCGAAACGGCAAGGACCAGGAUGCAGAGCAGGCGCCCGAAUACCGGGGCCGGACCGAACUGCUGAAAGAAGCCAUGGGCGAGGGGAAGGUGACCCUCAGGAUCCGCAACGUGCGGUUCUCCGACGAAGGAGGGUUCACCUGCUUCUUCCGAGAUCAUUCCUACCAGGAGGAGGCGGCCAUGGAACUGAGAGUGGAAGACCCCUUCUACUGGAUCAACCCCGGCGUGCUGGUCCUCCUCGCCGUGCUCCCGGUGCUGCUGCUGCAGAUCGCCGCGGGCCUCGUCUACCUCUGCCUGCAGCACAGACUGAGAGGAAAGCUCCGCGCGGAAAUCGAGAACCUGCACCGGACGUUUGACCCCCACUUCCUGAGGGUGCCCUGCUGGAAGAUAACCCUGUUUGUGCUGGUGCCAGUGCUCGGACCCCUGCUGGCCUUGGUCAUCUGCUACAACUGGCUGCACCGGAGACUUGCAGUUUCUUGAGGAGCUAAGAAACCCCUUCUGAGCGAUGCCGCAUCCUGGCCAGCCUGGAGGGCAGCCUGGUGGCCCUCGCAUGGGCUCCCGGGGUGUGGCCUCCACCCGCCGCACACUCACUGGC
Mustela erminea (ermine) is the source of this 970-nucleotide messenger RNA. RefSeq names its product myelin oligodendrocyte glycoprotein (gene MOG). NCBI's taxonomy places the organism in Eukaryota, Metazoa, Chordata, Mammalia, Carnivora, Mustelidae. Gene Ontology annotation, biological process: T cell receptor signaling pathway; regulation of cytokine production. Gene Ontology annotation, cellular component: external side of plasma membrane. The transcript is spliced from 8 exons. The coding region runs from base 145 to 855 and encodes 236 amino acids. Gene Ontology annotation, molecular function: signaling receptor binding. The record is from RefSeq and is a predicted model, not a curated record.